AUGAACAACGCUCUUGAUUGGUUAAAGCGCAAAUAUAAUUGCCCUAAUGAUACAACUGCACAUUCCGUUACUUCCUCUAUUCCAACUACCGCAAACUACACGAUGUCGGGAAGACAAGGCGGUAAGUUAAAACCUGUUAAAAAGCCAAAGAAACAAAACAAAGAGCUCGAUGAGACUGAUUUAGAGUUUAAAAAAAAGAAAGCUGAGGAAGAAAAGAAAAAAAAGGAGCUUGCAGCGAAAGCAGCAGGAAAAGGGCCUCUUGUUGGCGGUGGCAUUAAGAAAUCCGGAAAGAAAUAG
Molecule: messenger RNA, 297 nt
Organism: Paraglomus brasilianum
Lineage: Eukaryota; Fungi; Glomeromycota; Glomeromycetes; Paraglomerales; Paraglomeraceae
Source: the annotation of a GenBank genome assembly